GCAGCUGUGAGCCCCCACGCUCUCGGCACAAAGAUUCAACACCCAAAGUCUCAAUAACAUAAAGCCACGCUAUAGGGGAGAGAAAAAAAGAAAGCGCGUGCCGAACAUAGUACAAACCUAGUCAACAGCGAGAACAGCUUCACUGACCACUGCUUUAAAUCUUAACUGCUUUUGACGAUUAUUAUUUUUAUCAUUAGUUCGAAUAUCUUCAUUGUUUGUUCUCCAUUGACGAAUGUGUUUAACACUUGGGAUUUACUUUCUAUCAAUGUGUAAUCCAGAUCUAAUGUAACGAUAAACUUGAUAAUGUGUGCUUUAAAGGUGAGUGGUGACACUCUGUAACGCGGAUGAAUUCAAAUGUGAGGACACAAAGACUACAGGCGUGUUUAUUUCAAACCUUAAUUAGGCCAAAGUGAAUUUUUGAUUCUAUACUGAAAGAUGCCAGCAUUGAACGGUGUUGUCUGUUUGAUCCUGUGUUAUAUCGGCGGUGUUCUGUCACGUGAUAGAGACGUUGUCCCAACCUACUCAUGUCACCUACGACUUGGUUCCAAUGAAAAGCAAAUCCUGCAUUGUCCUCCUGGACACGCUCUGCAUAUCCACAGUCUCCUGUGUUCAGGGCAAUACCCGUGUCCCUCGGAACUUUUUGACAGCAUCUAUCACUGUGAAGGUGUCCCCUCUUGUGAUAUCUCAAACUUAAAGCUAGAUGAACAGCAAACGUCCACAAUAGACUACGUUUGUGUAUCUGAAGUUUUAUUGGAACGCAAAUGUUCUGCCCAGCUACAUUCUUAUUUUGGCAUUUUAAGAAGACCAGAAAGUGACUCCAGAAAGAGAAAUUUGAAAUCUUGCAACUGGGCUUUAGAUGCCAGUAAAGAGGACAUUAUUUCAAUUAUUUUUCACUAUGCCAGUUGGCACAAUGACUGCCAGAAUGCUGUCAACAUUUCAUACACUCACUGCAACACUAAAAAAUGGCAAAAUAAAAUGUUUUGUGGAAUGGAACCUUCUAGUGUUAAACUGACAUCUUGUGGACCUGUAAAGAUCUCUAGUCGACAAGCCAUUGAUGCGUCCUGGAACUAUGUCAUUUCUUAUCAGAAACAGGGACCUCAGUCUGGGGAACAGUUCUCUAGCAAUGAGCAUGACAGCAGAUCUUCAACAACUUGCAUUCUACCAGACACUUUGAAUCCCAGAAUACCAUCACCUUCCAAGUUUCAGAAGUUAUCUCCUUCACAGGAACCAACAAGUAAUCAAAACUUUGAACCAUCUGAUGGCAUAAUCAAUUUCAUAGAUCCAACAGAUCAUAAGGAUAACAGUAGCCAAUCAGGAAGUAUUUUUAAUAAACCAAAGUUAAUCAUCCUGUAUGUUUUCUUUGGGAUUAUUAUCCUUGUUUUAAGUGUUGCUCUAAUUGCAGUUCUCAUAAGCUAUUAUAGAUUAUCAAAAGAGGACCGAUGCAGUGGAGAUGCCAGUGAGAAGGCAGCUUUGUGGCAGGACACACCAAUGGAAACUUUCCUGACCAACAGCUUGGCUGAUGGAUCUGUUGGCUCUGAAACUAUCUAUCCACUUACUCAAAGAAAUAAUUCUGAUCAGAUUGUGGCCACAGUACACAGUGAUUCUGUCUAUGAAACAGAUGACUUUGACCAUAGACUCAGCAGUGGAAGUGGUAUCUCUACGUUCCUGUCUGGCAAACAGGUCAGCGACAUGAGGGACCUCAUCCACACUUUUCAAACAGGCAACUUCAUUGUCUAUGAUGAUCUUAACCAGCAUAAUUCCUCUGACCAGGCUGAUAUCGGUUACUACCAGAGUGCAGGUAAUGAAGACAUCUAUGAAGAUAUUCGCGGAGAGGAGGCAUCCUACCCCACAAGCAAUAAUAACAAUAGGCAAAGUUCUGUCCCUAAAACUGCAUAUCCAAUGUCCGAGAGAAACUCCAAAGAAAUGAGCAACCCUUGCAGAGACAGGCGCAUCUCUCCUAGCCCAGAUAACUUUCAUUAUUGCAUAAACGAUGAUGAGUAUGCUAUAGUGCAUAAAACAUCAAAGCCCCACAAUGACAAGACCCAGCAACACAAUAGUGAAGAAUUCCCAAUGUUGGCUGGUAGUGUGGACUUCCGACCUACUGCUGGGCCAUAUGACAGGUCAAGAAAUUCUGCUGUUAGGUUUUCGAAAGAGGAGAAAUGGAAAGACAACUUUUGAAUUGAAAUGUCUGAGAGAAACUUAAUUCUGAUGAAAAGGAAUGAAUGUGUGUGAUUUUAAAUUAGGACUUUGCAUUAUAGAACUUUUUUAAAAUGUCAAAAUACUCUUCAUUUUACAUGUAUAUAUACUGUUGUAUAGUGUAUAUAUUAGUAGAACUAUUAAUAUGAAAUGAUUAAAGGUGCUAUCUCAUUAUCAUCACACAGGUUCAAUUUUAUUUGGAGCCAUCAUUUCUAAUGGAAUUGUUCAGUAGAGAUUUAUGAAAUUAUGAAAGGUUACUAAGUCAUAUAUUUUAUUGCCCCAACAAUCCAGCAGACUAAGGGAUAGGUAAAAAAAAAAAAGUAUCUUAAAAACUAGCAAAUACCUUAACUCUAUAUCCCUGGUACUAGUAAAUAUUUUUCUAAACCAAACUCAUCAAUUCCUAAUAUUAGUAAUUUAAAAAUGUUAAAACUUCCCUGUAAUGUAACUAAGAUAGAAAAUAAAAUCACAAAAGCUAAAUCUAAUCUUGAAAACUUAAAAAAGCUAAAUCUAAUCAUUUGAACUUAAAGUUCUAGUGAAUGAAAAUUUAAUAUCACAAUAGAUCAUCCAUAGAUUAUAGUUUAGGUCUUUAGUUUAAGAUGUAACCUUAAUUAACUAAAAUAAAUUAAACUGCAACUAAAACUUUAUUUGUUCACUAAAUUUAGUCCAAAACAAGUUGGUCACUUUGAGCUCCCACUGUGUCCACUCUGAAAGUUGCAUUAAGCUUUUCAAAUUAAUAUUCUGUAUAGUUAUCUAAAAGAACACUGAAUGACAAUUAUUGAUUUUGUUGAUUGCUACAAAAUAAUUUGUUACCCCUUAGCACUACCAUUUUAUUUCAUUUUUUUUUAAAUCAGAAAUUUAAAGUAUUUAACAUUUUUUUUUUACAUUAUUUUAAUGACCUAAGUUUUAUUAAAUUAUUCCUCAUUUUUCAUUUCAAGUAAAUAGUUAAUAGUCCAAAUAAUUUCUUCCACAUAUGCAAAUUUAGAGCCAGGAUAUGAAUGAGGCUAUUGGUGUCAUUUUUGACUUCAUUGUUAAACUAGCAGGCUACAUAAAAGUAGCUUUCAAUUUGUAUACAUUUGCCUUUUCAAAUAUAUUUACAUGUAGGGCAGAACUUUAAAGGGAAACUGCCACCUGAAGUGUAAUAUUGUAAAUUGUGUAUUUUUGAGUGCCUAAAAAUGAUAAAUUAAUUUUUUUACUUUUUUAAAAAAUCUUAGCUCAUGUACAAAAUUUCUGGCUAUAAUUUCAAAAUAACUAUUCAAAUAGUUUGAACUACUUUAAGGAAGCCUACUAUGUCACUAUGUCUAACAUUAGUGUUACUAUGGUUACCAAUCUGUAGCAAUGUAUCUUUCUUUUUUUUGUUUUUUAACCUUAAUGAUUAUUUCAAAAUGCUCUCAAUAAAACAAAAUACAGCAGAGCUCAAGGACUUCAUUCUCCAACAGAAGGGUCUAGAGUUUCUUAAAAUAUACUCAGCAAAUCUGAUACUAAACAUUUUUAAAUAUAUGUAUCCAUUGUGUCGUAUCCAUUGUGUGCAAUAUUAUCAUAAAUUAUCAUUACAUUUCUAAACAGAAUUUGAUAUUCAUUUCUAUUUCGGAUGAUUUUGUUGACAUCUCUGUAUUGGAGAAGGUGUUCAUUUUGUGUUGCUUACAAUUCUCAGUGCAAGUCCGAGGCAAAUACAAAUUUAAGUUGUAUCACUGCUGUUAAAAUGUUGGGUACUGCAUAAUGCUUUUGACUUUUGAUAUGGCUGGCAACAACAUUUUAUUUGACACUAUUGUUCAUGUGCUCCUCUUAUCAUUAACUGCUGUCAAUUAAAUAAUUAAUAGCAUGGCAAUUUUGUUUGUUUGACUCAUUUUUGUGAGCAAAUAGUUUUGCUCAUAUCUAUUCUGCUCAUAACUUUUUUGCUUACUUCAAAUAAACAUGAAAAUAAAUAAAUAAAACCAAGCUCACACAAAAGAAACCAGACAACAUUCUGCUCUGACAUAAGUAUUACCAAAACAUUUGUUUAAUAUCUUCACAUUGGAGUUUGGACAAAUGUAGAAUCAGAUAAAAAUAUGUGAAGUUUUGUUUGUGUUACAUAACCUUUUUUUUUUGUACAUAAAUUGUUGUAAUGAAUAAAUAUUUGCAACAAUGCUCUCUGUAAUUUGAUGAAAUGAUGAUGACAUGUGUGUGUGGAUGGAAACUGUUCUCUUCAUUUAAAAAAAACAA
Biomphalaria glabrata is the source of this 4395-nucleotide messenger RNA. RefSeq lists its product as uncharacterized. NCBI's taxonomy places the organism in Eukaryota, Metazoa, Mollusca, Gastropoda, Planorbidae. The record is from RefSeq and is a predicted model, not a curated record. The transcript is spliced from 8 exons. Bases 436 to 2178 code for a protein of 580 amino acids.